Messenger RNA from Phacochoerus africanus (Common warthog), 893 nucleotides. RefSeq lists its product as uncharacterized. The coding region runs from base 1 to 762 and encodes 253 amino acids. Lineage: Eukaryota; Metazoa; Chordata; Mammalia; Artiodactyla; Suidae. The record is from RefSeq and is a predicted model, not a curated record. The transcript has 3 exons.
AUGCCCGGGUGUAACUCCGCCCUACAUCCAGGCUGGGCAGCAGAGGUGGUGGUGCUGGCAGAGGCGGCGCAGCUGAGGCAGCAGAGGUGGGCGAGGCAGAGGCGGGCGCGGCAGAGGCGGGCACGGCAGAGGUGGUGGAGGCGGCGGCAGAGGCGGGCGUGGCGGCAGUGGCAGAGGCAGGCACCGCAGAGGCGGCGGCGGCAGAGGCGGUUAGGGCGGCUGCUGCCGUGGCAGAGGCGGGAUCCUCAGAGGCGUGCGUGGUGGCGGCUGCUGUGGCAGAGGCGGGAUCUGUGGGGGCAGCAGAGAAGGGUGUUGCAGAGGCGCCUGAGCCGGGAUGUAGAGGCAGCUGCCGAGGCGGUGGUGGAGGUGGUGAGAGCAGGAGCCGGAGUGGGAGCCGAGGGAGAACCAGUGGCAGGACCUUGUUCCCCGAAGCCCGGCCCUGCAUCCCAACCCUGCCCAGCCUGCGCCCAGCCAUGUGUGCGGCCUGCUGAGUCCGGGCGCCUCAGGCUGCGCCCUCCGCCAGCGGCGCCCUGCUUCCCGCGGGUGAUUAGGUGCCUUUUGUUGUUUUUUAAUUUGAGCCAUGGGAGAGGGAGGAGGGGCAGCUGCUGCAGGCUCACCCCGCCUCCGGCCGGCUGUGGCAGCAUGACUCUGGCCUGGUCCCCAGGCACCGCCUGUGGCGCGGUUGGAGCGGAGCGCACAGCGGAGGCUGUGCCCAGAGAGGAGCGCAGCUCUCCCGCCCCACCCUGCCGCAACAGCGGCUAGGGCGACUCUGCGAGCCGAUUGAUCAGCUUCUGCCUCACCUAUUUUGAUGAGGAUUCUCAUAAUGAUAAAGAUAACAAUUCUUCUAGAAUCUUACAGCCUGUCAAAACUGAAUCAAGUAGAAACAGACCAAC